GUGCGGAGUCCAAAGAACAAGAUAUUGGGGAAAAGUGUGGCUGGUAAGCAAGACCCUGCGUUCCAUUUCGAAGUAAAGCAAAAUGUUGGCUCGUGUGUUCGGUUGUGGUCGACAUGGGUUCGGAUACCGAAUAACCAAGGAUUCGCUACGGAUUGCUGGAAGUGAAACGGCGGCGCGGCAGCAAAGGCAUGCAUCAACAUCAGAGGGUUCUUUGAAGCAGACCCCUCUGUUUGACUUUCAUCGGGAGCAUGGUGGUAAGAUGGUGGAGUUUGCAGGCUGGUCCAUGCCCGUGCAGUAUAAAGACAGCCAUAUCAACUCACACAUGCAUACACGCCAACACUGCUCCAUCUUUGAUGUUAGCCACAUGCUACAGACCAAAGUCCAUGGGAAGGACAGAGUAAAGUUCAUGGAGUCUUUGAUAGUGGGGGACAUUGCAGAACUGAAGGACAACCAGGGGACACUCUCUCUCUUUACCAAUGAAAAAGGAGGGAUCAUGGAUGACCUUAUUGUCACUAGGACAGACCAAGGCUACCUUUAUGUGGUCUCUAACGCUGGGUGUGCUGACAAAGACUCCGCCCAUAUGAAGGCUAAACUGCAGGAGUUUAAAGCCUCAGGACAUGAUGUUGAAUUGGAGUUUCUGGAGGAGAGCCUGAUUGCACUGCAGGGUCCAACAAUGGCACAGGUUCUGCAGUCUGGUGUGCCUGAUGACCUCAGUAAGCUGACCUUUAUGACCAGUGUUCUGACCCCAGUGUUUGGCAUUGCGGGCUGCAGGGUCACACGCUGUGGAUACACCGGAGAGGAUGGAGUGGAGAUCUCUGUGCCGCGUAAGGAUGUGGUUUCUCUGGCAGAACGUCUCCUGGCCAACGGCGAGGUCAAGCUAGCCGGCCUUGGUGCUAGAGACAGCCUGAGGCUUGAAGCUGGGCUCUGUCUCUACGGCAACGACAUUGAUGAGAACACGACGCCUGUUGAAGCCAGCCUCGUGUGGACCAUAGGUAAACGACGUCGUCAGGCAAAGGACUUCCCAGGGGCAAACAUCGUUGUCCCUCAGAUCAAAGCGAAGACCCAGAGGAAGAGGGUUGGCCUAAUCUCCACAGGACCCCCAGUGCGCCAGCACACUCCCAUCCUCGCUCCCGACGGGAGAGUCAUAGGUGAGGUCACCAGUGGAUGCCCCUCCCCAUGCCUAAAACAGAACGUCGCUAUGGGUUACGUGGAGGCGGGCUUCAGUAAAGUAGGCACGCCGUUACAGGUGGAAGUGAGGAAGAAGGCGGUACCAGCCGUGGUCAGUAAGAUGCCCUUCGUCCCCACCCGGUACUAUACUGGCCAAUAGAGUUGUCGAUCCCUGACUCUGGAUCAGUCCAUCUGUGUCUGUAAGACAAAGAAAGAUGGCCUGUAAAACUGAAGAUUCCUUAUUCCAUAUUAAUUUGGCCCCAAUGGGACUUGCCCUUAAAGCUACAGAAAUUUGCUUAGAGCAAGCAUAUAGUACGUCGCUGACAGUAAUAUAUGAACUUGAACUUCAUGACAUUUCCAUGUAAUGCACAUUAUGCAUAUUAUGCGCAUAAUCCAUAUAUUACUCCAGGCAUUCAGUGUCUUAAGUAAUAUAUGGAGGCUGAGUUGAUAGUAUUCCAUAUUUUUGCAUAUUAUUUGGAUGCACACACAAACACACACACAGACUGCUUACUAUGAUCCUUUUGUCUCUAAAUCUCCCUACACAGUUCUAAAGAUAAAGAGUUAUUUUUUUCACCUUUCUUGGUGGGUGUUUGUGUGUGCAUAUGGCUAUCUGUGCUGUAUUUUUAUAUAAAUGUGCACGCGAGUUUGAGUGAAUGAGAUGCUCAUUGUCUGCUGUAUGGGAAGGGACCACAAACGUCAUUUUCAUUGUGUUGGUUGUACGUCAGUGAUUUAGUGACAUAUAGUGUUCACUUUGACCGAAUUCCUUAGACAUUGUGAUUUAAAAAAACAAACAAACACAAAACUAUUCAAGUGCCUCGGUUCUGCAAAAAAAUCUACAAAGAUAAUUGUUUGUUUGUUUUUUUUUCAGUGAAGAGACUGCUGCAUAGUCCUCUGUCAUUCAGUAUCUCAUUUCAUAUCUCUCUUUUCAUAUUUUGUAACACAGGUAUCUUACUUAACACUUAACAACUAAAAUUUUAGUAAAAACUUGAAAACAGUUCAAACUAAAACUCUAUUUUCCAAAUCAUAGUUACAGAAAAUGACUAGCAUCUAGAUUUUUUUGUAUUUCUGGAUUUCUUUGUCUAGAACUAAUGAUUUUUUUUUUUUUUAAUUAUUAUUUUUGAAGUGAAUUCCUAUUCAUUUUCAAUUCUGCAUGUGCGAUUUCCACUCCAGUGCAAAUUCCAAGAAUGGAACUGGAACUAAUCAUCAGUUCUCAACUCAGUUCAGAACUGAACGUAACCCUGAUUAAAACACAGGGACAAGUUUUCAAAAAUGCUUGAUUAAUAAGUCAUUUUUUUGAUAAUGGCGAGAAAUGAAAUGUUUACACUUUUUGCCCUUGAACUACUGAUAAAAAUAUAAAGUACUUAUAAUAACAGUCUUCCUACAAACAUUAUAAUAAUCUUUCUUAAAAUUUAAAAUAUUUUAUUGAAAUAGUUAUACUGUCCUAACGAAGAAUGGUGGUUGUGAAGAACUGAGAUGUCACCCCGCUACUACUUGUGGCACAGUAAAUGUAAAAUACAUUAAAACCAUUUAUGAGUUGUUAUGACCCAGAAAUGUUGUCAGUCUACAGUGUAAUAAAGAAU
Messenger RNA from Chanos chanos (milkfish), 2747 nucleotides. It is a transcript of the gene amt, whose product is annotated as aminomethyltransferase. The record is from RefSeq and is a predicted model, not a curated record. The coding region runs from base 83 to 1327 and encodes 414 amino acids. Gene Ontology annotation, molecular function: protein binding; aminomethyltransferase activity. Gene Ontology annotation, cellular component: glycine cleavage complex; mitochondrion. The transcript has 9 exons. Gene Ontology annotation, biological process: glycine catabolic process. NCBI's taxonomy places the organism in Eukaryota, Metazoa, Chordata, Actinopteri, Gonorynchiformes, Chanidae.